CGACGUAGAUGAACUGGCAACAAAAGUAGAUACUGUAAGCCAAGGUCUUGACAAAGUUACAGAAUUGACCAAUAAGAUGGAAUCUCUACUCAAAGCAAAUCAAAAGCAAGGCCUUGACACAAUUACAGAAUUGGCCAGUAGGAUUGAAUUUCGGCUCACAGCAAUUCAACAUGAGUUGGAAAAUCUAAAAAAUAUCACGGAAGAUGCGAUUAUAUGCGAGGGUUUAAAAGGUCACAUCCAGUGUUCCCCAGGCCAGAAGAUAUCCGUGUACAACGCCAACUAUGGACGAACAAACAACGGAACUAUCUGUCCCCCUGGACCAACAUCAAACCCUAACUGCCGUGCAGCAGACUCCUACACAAGCAUAUAUAAUGCUUGCAACAAUAAACAGCGAUGCGACUUGGCCGCAAACAAUAGAGUGUAUGGAGAUCCGUGCCCUGGAACGUACAAAUACAUCGAAGUAAAGUUCGCCUGUUUGUGGGAAUAA
This is a messenger RNA of Mya arenaria, 487 nucleotides long. RefSeq names its product D-galactoside-specific lectin-like. The transcript has 3 exons. NCBI's taxonomy places the organism in Eukaryota, Metazoa, Mollusca, Bivalvia, Myida, Myidae. The record is from RefSeq and is a predicted model, not a curated record. Bases 77 to 487 code for a protein of 136 amino acids. Gene Ontology annotation, molecular function: carbohydrate binding.